AUGCUGGAGGAGGCGGGCGAGGUGCUGGAGUCGGUGCUGAAGGCCUCGUGCCUGCCGCUCAGCUUCCUGCUCUUCGUGCCCGCCGUGCUCCUGCUCCUGGGUCCGCCGCCCGCCGCCGAGGCCGCCCACGAGUUCACGGUCUACCGCAUGCAGCAGUACGAGCUGGGCGGGCAGCCCUACGGCACCAGGAGCGCAGUGCUUAACACUGAAGCCCGCACUGUAGAAGCGGAUGUCCUGAGCCGCCGCUGCGUCAUGAUGCGGCUGGUGGAUUUCUCCUAUGAGCAGUACCAGAAGGCUCUCCGCCAGUCAGCUGGUGCUGUGGUGAUCAUCUUGCCGCGAUCUAUCUCUUCUGUCCCACAGGAUGUUGUAAGGCAAUUCAUGGAGAUAGAGCCGGAAAUGCUUGCUAUGGAAACCAUUGUGCCAGUCUACUUUGCAGUGGAAGAUGAAGAGCUGUUGUCUAUCUAUGAACAAACACGGGCUGCUUCUGCAUCUCAGGGUUCUGCUUCAGCUGCAGAAGUUCUGCUGCACACGGCAACUGCCAAUGGCUUCCAGAUGGUGACCAGUGGGGCUCAAAGCAAAGCUAUCAAUGACUGGCUCAUACCCAGUGUGGAGGGAAGGCUUACGGGGCUGGGUGGAGAAGACCUGCCCACUGUUGUGAUAGUUGCCCACUAUGAUUCUUUUGGAGUGGCUCCAUGGCUGUCACAUGGUGCUGACUCCAAUGGCAGUGGUAUCUCAGUGCUACUGGAACUAGCCAGGCUGUUUUCACGGCUCUACACCUACAGACGUACCCAUGCUGGGUAUAACUUGCUGUUCUUUGCAUCUGGAGGUGGCAAGUUUAAUUAUCAAGGAACCAAGCGGUGGCUGGAAGACAAUUUGGACCACACUGAUUCCAGCCUGCUGCAGGACAACGUAGCAUUUGUUCUCUGCCUUGAUACUCUGGGCCGAGGCAAUAGCCUUCAUCUCCAUGUCUCAAAGCCUCCCAAGGAGGGGACCUUGCAGCAUGCAUUUCUGAAAGAACUGGAGAUGGUUGUUGCCAGCCAGUUUCCAGACGUGAAGUUUUCCAUGGUGCACAAGAAGAUAAACUUGGCUGAGGACAUGCUGGCAUGGGAGCAUGAGCGUUUUGCAAUCCGACGCUUGCCAGCAUUCACCAUCUCCCAUCUGGAGAGCCAUCGGGACAGCCUGCGCAACAGCAUCAUGGAUAGGAGGGCACGAAUAGACACUAAGGCACUAACCAGGAAUACUAGGAUCAUUGCUGAGGCUUUGACAAGGGUCAUCUACAAUCUAACAGACAAGGGAGCACCUGCAGAUCUGCAGAUCUUCACGGAUCAGAUGCAGAUCCAGCAGGAGCAACUAGAAUCGGUGAUGGACUGGCUGAGCAGUCAGCCCAGGGCUGCCCAGCUGAUUGAUAAAGACAGCACCUUCCUCAACACCUUAGAAUAUUAUAUGGGUCGCUACCUGAAGGAUGUCAAACAGCAUCAUGUAAAGGCAGACAAACGGGACCCUGAGUUUGUUUUCUAUGACCAGCUGAAACAGGUGAUGAAUGCAUACAGGGUCAAGCCAGCGAUCUUUGACCUGCUUCUGGCUGUCUGUAUUGCAGCCUACCUUGGUGUUGCCUAUGUUGCAGUGCAGCACUUUGGUCUCCUUUACAAGAUGAUACAGAGAUUAUCCCUUAAAACCAAGCAGCAGUGAAGCAACAAGUCAUCACCCAUACAGCAGCACUGAGCCAUCGGUGAGCCCAUCAAGAACCUUCUGCCUUCCAUUGAAUCCUGCUGUUUCUCUUCCUCUGUCUCCUCUUUGCUACUCUAUAGAGGGGAGGAAGGCAGAAAGAAAAUGAAAUUUUAACUCUUGUGCACCUUUUUAAGUGCUUUUCUUCACCUUUGUCCCCUGACUUGCACCAUGUCUGUUUUCCUUUUGCUUUUUGGCGAGGGAGAGGCUCAGAAAUUUCAGUAGUUCUGCAGGUUGUUUAAACACUGAACAGCUGAUUCUGAGCAGCUUCUAUGAGUGUAAAACCAAGUCCAGCACCUUCAUAGACACACGUGCCAUACAACCAACUUGGAAACUAAACUACAGAGUAGAGUGACGUGUUAUCUCUGCCCAGCAAACAAGAACUCAGAGCAGUUGUUUAAAAGAAAAAAAAGUGCACAUGCAAAUUAAAGAGAAUACUACUAGCAUGUUUUCUUAUGGCACCUCUUCCUUAAGUUCACUGCCUGGCUUUACAAAGGUGUGCUGAGCAAGCAGUGUCUGCAGCAAGUGUCUUGCAUUUUAUUUAAACUGUGCAAUAACUCAUUCCCUUUCAGGAGGUGCACUGUAAACGAUCUUGACUGUUAUUGACAGAAUGAGGGAAGAUUGUUAAAACGGGUUCCUUGCAUUAGGGUUCUUAUCAGGACAGGUUCUCUCCUGUCUCUGUUGGAGGAUGCAUUUUGCUGUGUACUUGAUUUCUCUUAAAGUUUAUGGUCCUUGAACAGUUCAUGGCUGCCACCACUCUGUGCUAAACUUUUGCUUGGUUUUUAAGGGGUGUUCUACAGUCCCAACUGCUGCAGGAUUGUGUUCUGUACUGUUCCAUGUAUUUAAACAAGCUGGUUAUAUUAAUAGCAAGAGCAGCCCAGCUCCUGCUGACCUGUGGUCUGUAAUCCCUUCAAUCUUCAUUCCUUAGUUUUCACUUCCAGAUGAGUUCUGGAUUUUGGGGUGUUUUCGCAUGUUCACCUGCAUCUCAGGGUCUCAUUUCACAUUUUUCAGCUCUAUUAUUUCUGGAAACUCUGUUCCUGGCCUGCACAUAUGAGCAAGUUCCCAAAGUGCUUGUUGCUGUCCUUUCAUGUGCUGCCCACAGUAUGAAGGGAGGCAGGUCACUUAGCCAUUAAAAAGCAAAACAAAACAAAGAAUGCAUUUUUAUGAAUGUCAUUUUAAACAUGGCUGUUUCUGGAACUCUGCCUGAGAGAAUGUAUCUUGGAACAUAUGCUGUCUGUUACUUUUAUCCUUCAGCAAGCCUUAUUUUUAGUUUGCUGAUGCUUCUGGAUGGAGAGCGCUAUGUAGUUGCCCAAAAUAGUUGCCAGUGCUGUGCAAAGAUCAGGAGGGCCAGGUAACCAGUUGCUCAAGCAUUGUCAUCAUCUUAAGUUUAAGUCUUUCCUGAAUUCUACCAUCCAAGGUAAGCAGGAUACUUGUUACCACUUUCUGAUGAUAGCUGAAUGCCCUUUUUGGGCAGUGUUGCACUUUGUUUACCCUCAAGUUCUGGAAAACAUAUCAAGAUGCUGACUACAAGUCCUAGGCUAGUUGUAGUUCUAGAAGGUGUCCUGGCUGAAUACUACUGUCCUGCCACUCCACAAUGUUUCAGUCCUUUCUGUAAUUUGUUCUGUGCACAUGAGGUCUCUUCACAGGCCAUGGUGACUACCUUUUUUUUUAAAAUGACUACUUAUAUUUAAAAUAGCAUCUUUUACAGAGGCUGAAAAGCUCUUGUGGGUUUGAAUGAAGGUGUACCCUUUUUCUGUAUGCAAGGAAAAUUCAAGCUGUGCAUCCUUGUCUGUACCACAGCUGCUGCGCGUGCACUUGUUAGAAAAGGGAUUGUUGUGGCCAGUCACUGUCCUUGUCCUUUGGAUGGGGACCAAAGCACUGAUUUCCAUCCAUCUUUCUUUGUUUCACUGUAGUCUCCUUCUUGGAGUACCCUUACCCCAUGAUGUGUGCUUUCUGCUACUUCAGAUGUGUAGCAACUUGUUCUUUAAAGGGUCUUUUCCAGGAGAGCAUGCUGAUGUCAGUGGCUCACUGUAAUAUCAGAAGGUGGCAUGGUACCAAGCGCUCCUGAAAUAUCAGUCCUACAGGGAAACUUGCCUUUUUCUGGUCUUUUGAGUGCUUAUUUAAAAUAUGUCUCUCUGCAUGCAUGAAGUGUUUGUGACACUCCUCUGCCAAAUGAAUUUAUGAUUUUAGAAAUUGUUGGAGUGGCUGGAAGUCGAGCCUUGAUUGUUUCCGCUGGCUUUUAUGCUCUGCCCUUAGAGACUACAUAUGUUGUGCUAUGGGAAGGUGCAUGCUCUGGACUGUGUAGGUUCAGAACAUGCACGGUACGGUGACUAUCUGAAGAACUUCUCUCUACGUUCUGAAUAUCUGGAAGUAGUUUCAGAGGCCUCCAGCUGCAUCAUACAUUUCUAGUGUGUUACACUUGGAGAGGAGGUGUUCCCUCCAAUCCAGCAGAUUACUUAUCGUUAGCAAUCCUGCUGCAGCUUGACUUGAUGCAUAUAAAAUUUGCAAGUGGUGGGCAACAGAGAACAGAACGGGCCUGGAGCAUUCUUCCUUGCAGUGGAGACUGUCAACCUUCAGUCUUCCAGAUGAGAAGCUCAAAGUUCAGAGUCAAAAACUUCCACCAAGGCAACCCAGUGUGGUUGCAGCUAUGUCCCUGUCAAGGUUGUAGCAUUAAAGCAAACACUUCAGCUCCUUGUGGUCUCAACAAUAAACUGCUAACACUCCUGAUGCAGUGCCGGAAGCCAGUGGCAGCUAUCUAAAAGAAAGGUGGAUAGAGGUAAAUGAGAGUUCAUAAACCUGAAGGGCAGUUGGGAUUGUACAUCACUGUCUCCCACACAAGGGUAAUUUGUCCUAUAAUCUGAUUGGAUGCAUUUUGUGUAUCUGUAGCUGGUUGCCAUAGAAAGUAGUUUUUACUACAGAUAAGGGUUUAUGCUUUUGAUCAAAGUGCAUGUGCACUGAAACAUUAUAUAUUCAAAUCUGAGAUAGUCAAAUUCCAACUUUCUCAUAGUUAGAACAGAGUGCCUGCCCAUCCUGGGAGUGAACUUAGUUCCCACAUUGCUGUUUCCUUUGGGAAGUUGGCAGAGAAGCUUGUAAAUAGACCCUGCUAUUCUGCUAGGUUUUGAAAAAACAAGAAAAAUGGUGCUGAUCCAUACUGCAGCAUAUCUGAUCAAUUCUGUCACCAACACGACAUGCAAAGGCAGAAAUCCAACAGCUGUUCUAGUAAAAUAAAAGUUCUCCACAACAUUGCAGCUCUGCGUAGCUGAUUCUUAUUGCCCCUAUUUUUACCUAGCCUUUCUAUCAGGAGUUUGCCUGACCUGGAAGGAAGAAGCAUGGAAAGCUUAUGUCCACAUAUACAGUAGUGGCUAGCAGUUGAUGCUUCUAGCCAUAAAACAAUUUUCUUUGCUGUCUGUCUGACUUUACCUGUUGUCCUGGUGCUGUCAAAGUCUGCAGCUCACAAAAAUCUGGUUUUCCAACAGGUUUUAAGCACUGAAGCUGUUCAUUCCUUCUGUCCAGUCCCACCCACACAGGCACUAAUGGGGAUUGUAUGCAAGUAGUUUGGACUAUUGCAGUUGAUCUCCCAAAUAAGAGAGGUUGAUUCAUUGUUGUGAAAUAAGUACUACUGUGCAGUAUGAACCCCAGCCUUGUACUCAGUACUAAGAGAAAAGACUCCGAAGCCAAAAUGGAGCUAGGUGCCCCACUGUCUGUGGGUGGAGGAGUCACCACAAUCUAGAUGCUUAAAACCACGGAUACCUAAAAUUGUUGUGGGGCUUGGUUGAGGGGGGGGUGGUGGUGUUUGUUUGUUUUAAAUCAUGCACUCUCAUGUUGUUCAUAGCACAAGCCAAAAUACCGAGCUUCUCCUGCACCUCGUAGCCAAACUGGGUUUUACAUUUAAGAGCCGUUCAGUCUUGACUUACCAAUCUGAAAUGAUGGGGGUGCUACUAUGUGUCUCAGUAAAUUGGGCCUCUGGAUACUCAAGUGUGGGCUCUUGCUUGCUCACUUUGAUCUGUUUGGUUUCCAUUUGUAGUUACUGGAUAGCAACUUCAAGGUUAUAAUCUUGAAUAUUUGCAGCUCAGGAAAAAGAGUCGAUUUAUCUAGCAAUGUUAACUCAAUUAUUUAUCUCUUGUGUGUUCUAAAGAACAAAUGUAUAUUGAGCUGAAUAUUUAAAAGCUAAUAGAAAAUUCAGUGCAGUUGAUUUACA
Gavia stellata (red-throated loon) is the source of this 5923-nucleotide messenger RNA. RefSeq names its product nicalin (gene NCLN). NCBI's taxonomy places the organism in Eukaryota, Metazoa, Chordata, Aves, Gaviiformes, Gaviidae. Gene Ontology annotation, biological process: regulation of signal transduction. The record is from RefSeq and is a predicted model, not a curated record. The transcript is spliced from 15 exons. Bases 1 to 1689 code for a protein of 562 amino acids. Gene Ontology annotation, cellular component: endoplasmic reticulum membrane.